GGCCAUGGCGGAGGAAGGCGAGAGGAAGGCCGCGCUGGAGACGGUCCAGGCGGAUGGGACAGAUGGAAACUGCGUCACGUUUGUGUUGCAUGAUGAGGACCACACACUCGGCAACUCCCUCCGAUAUAUGGUCAUGAAGAACCCUGAUGUGGAGUUCUGCGGCUACUGCAUCACGCACCCCUCUGAAAGCAAGAUCAACUUCCGGAUCCAGACCAGAGGGGCCCUUCCUGCUGUGGAGCCGUUCCGGAAAGGACUGAAUGACCUGAUGGGUGUUUGCCAACACGUGCUCAACACCUUCGAGAGGAGCUUGAAGGAAUACAGGGCCCAGAGGGAGGAAGAGAUGCAGUAGCAUUUGGGGAUGGCAGUCCCCAUGGAUGUAUGUAACGUGUGUGUGUUGAAUUCCCUGUGUCAAGCGUUUUUGGUUGGUUGUUUUUUUUAAUGACUGCUUUGAUGCAAACCUGUAUUUUCUCUAAUAAUAAAGUUUAUGAAGUUUGAUGCCGCA
This is a messenger RNA of Gymnogyps californianus (California condor), 502 nucleotides long. RefSeq names its product DNA-directed RNA polymerases I and III subunit RPAC2-like (gene POLR1D). The coding region runs from base 5 to 349 and encodes 114 amino acids. The record is from RefSeq and is a predicted model, not a curated record. NCBI's taxonomy places the organism in Eukaryota, Metazoa, Chordata, Aves, Accipitriformes, Cathartidae. Gene Ontology annotation, cellular component: RNA polymerase I complex; RNA polymerase III complex. Gene Ontology annotation, molecular function: DNA binding; DNA-directed RNA polymerase activity; protein dimerization activity. Gene Ontology annotation, biological process: DNA-templated transcription. The transcript is spliced from 5 exons.